Dryobates pubescens (Downy woodpecker) is the source of this 3030-nucleotide messenger RNA. Its product is annotated as protocadherin gamma-B5-like. Gene Ontology annotation, biological process: homophilic cell-cell adhesion. The transcript has 3 exons. Gene Ontology annotation, cellular component: plasma membrane. The coding region runs from base 1 to 3030 and encodes 1009 amino acids. Gene Ontology annotation, molecular function: calcium ion binding. NCBI's taxonomy places the organism in Eukaryota, Metazoa, Chordata, Aves, Piciformes, Picidae. The record is from RefSeq and is a predicted model, not a curated record.
AUGUCCACGGCUAAGAAUGCCGGUCCACUGUGGCGGUGGCCAUCCGGCGGCUGCGGUAGCGCCGCAGCGCCUCCAGGUGCCGCUGUUGCCCGACGAGGAGCGGCGCCGGAGCCGGAGCUCGGCCCCCGCAGGCUCCUCGCUCGCUCGUUCGGCGGCUGUCACAGAGGCGAGAGGCGGUGCAGCAGGACAAGCAGCCGCGUCCGAACCGGAGCGCAGAUCGCUGAUCUCCCACGGCUCCAAAGCUCGAGACCAACAGCGGCUGGAAGGGAGGGAGGGCACAAGGGGGAAGGAGGACUGCGGCGAGAGCCGCUCACAAUGGCCGACAGGCAGAAGUGGAUUCCGACCCGGAGGCAGCAGCGAUCAGCUGGGAGAGUGCUGCUGCUUCCCGCUGUGCUGCUCGGCUUCUGCUGCCAGGCGGCGCCGGAGCCUGUCCGCUACAUCAUCCCCGAGGAGCUGAGCAGAGGCUCUCUGGUGGGGCCGCUAGCGAGGGACCUGGGGCUGAGCCCGGCAGAUCUGCCGGCACGCAAGCUGCAUCUCAGCGCCGAGAAGCAAUACUUCAGCGUGAGCGGGGACACCGGCAACCUGUACGUGAGCGAGAGACUGGACCGGGAGGAGAUGUGCGGAGAGUCACCGACCUGCUCCAUCAGCUUCGAGGCGCUGGUGCACAACCCACUCAACGUUUUCCAUGUUGAGGUGGCCAUCCAAGACGUCAACGACCAUGCGCCGCGCUUCCUGCGAGACAGCUUCCAACUGGAAAUCAACGAGUUGACUUCUCCCGGCGCCCGCUUUGCCGUGGGAGCCGCCGAAGACGCGGACGUUGGCAGCAACUCCCUGCAGGGCUACGAGCUGGAGACCAACAAAUACUUUGAAGUAGAGAUGAAAGAGAAGCAGGACGGCAGCAAGUUCGCGGAGCUGGUGCUGCGCCGAGCGCUGGAUCGGGAGAGAGAGCAGAGCUUGCGGCUGGUGCUGACGGCGCUGGACGGCGGCGACCCGCCCCGCAGCGGCACCGCCCAGCUCUUUAUCAACGUCACUGAUGCGAACGACAACCCUCCCGUGUUUGCGCAGGACCGGUACCGAGUGAGCCUGCGCGAGGACUUGCCUCCGGGCUCCAUGGUGCUGAACGUCUCGGCCACCGACGCUGACGCCGGAAGUAACGCCCGCAUCACCUACGGCUUCGCGGAAAUGCCAGCCAAGGUGCUUCAGAAAUUUGUGGUGAACGAAGAGAGCGGGAUCAUCACGCUGCAGGAAGCGCUGGACUUCGAGGAGACUCGAAGCUACACACUGCUGGUGGAGGCGAAGGACGGGGGCGGUCAGGUGGCGCAUUGUGAAGCUGAGUUAGAGGUUCUGGACGUGAACGACAAUGCGCCCGACGUGAUUCUGACGUCGGUGUCGAGCCCCGUACCAGAAGAUGCUCCGGUUGGCACCGUGGUUGCUCUGGUGAAAGUGCGGGACCGAGACUCUGGUGACAACGGUCAGGUGCGGUGCGAGCUGUCAGGAGAGGCGCCACUGUCGCUCGUGGCGUCCUCGGGCGGCUCGUACAAGGUAGUGACGGCGAGCACGCUGGACCGGGAGCAGGCAGCCGAGCACAGAGUGACACUGGUGGCCAGGGACGGGGGCAGCCCGGUGCUGUCAAGCCAAGCGACGCGGGUGCUGGAGGUGUCAGACGUGAACGACAACGCGCCGGUGUUCGAGGAGGAGGUGUACAGCGCCUACGUGGCCGAGAACAACGCGGCGGGAGCGUCGGUGCUGCGCGUGCUGGCACGGGACGCGGACGCGGGUGCCAACGGGCGCAUCAGCUACUGGCUGGAGGGCGGCAGCGCGGACUCGGUAGCGCCGCCGGUGUCGGUGGAGGCGCAGAGCGGCGCGGUGUACGCGCAGCGCUCCUUGGACUACGAGCAGUGCCGCGAGUUCACGGUGACGGUGCGGGCGCAGGACGGCGGGGUGCCGGCGCGCAGCUCGACGGCCACGGUGCGCAUCUUCGUGCUGGACCGCAACGACAACGCGCCGCGGGUGCUGUGGCCGGCGGCAGCGUCGGCAGCAGGCGAGGCGCCGCCCUUCGAGGUGGUGCCGCGCACGGCCGAGGUGGGCUACCUGGUGGCCAAGGUGGUGGCGGUGGACGCGGACGCGGGGCGCAACGCCUGGCUGUCGUACGAGCUGCUGCAGGCGCCGGAGCCGGCGCUCUUCCGCCUGGGGCUGCACAGCGGCGAGGUGCGCACGGUGCGGGCCGUUUCGGAGCGCGACGCGGCCAAGCAGCGCCUGGUGGCGCUGGUGAAGGACCACGGGCAGCCGGCGCUGUCGGCCACGGCCACGCUGCACGUGGUGCUGGCCGAGAGCUUGCAGGAGGCGCUGCCGGAGCUGAGCGAGCGGCCGGCGGGCGCCGACUCGCCGGCCGAGCUGCAGUUCUACCUGGUGCUGGCGCUGGCUCUGCUCUCGGCGCUCUUCCUGCUCAGCCUGGGGCUGGCCCUGCUGGCGCGGCUGCGGAGGGCCGGGCCGCCCGCCGUCCUGCGCUGCCUGGGCGCGCAGCGCUUGUCUCUGGCGGGCGCCGCCUUCCCUGCGGACUUCUGCGAGGGCACCUUGCCCUACUCCUACAACCUGUGCGUGGCUCCGGGCCGCGCCCUGACCGAGGUCGCUUGGCCGCCGCCGCCGCUGCCCGUAGAGGAGCUUCUGGGCGGUGACUCCUGCGUGAAUCCGAGCUCAAAUAACACCACAGUCGCGGAAGACCUUCCCGCGAACCCCGACGCACCGCAGGUCGUUUACUACUGCUCAGAUACUUCAGUGAAACAUUGCUCUGCUAUCAUCCGGUUCAAAGCUAGAGAGAUUGAUGGAGGCAACAGCCAGUCGUGCUUUCGUAGUUCCGGCAGGAAGCUGCGGGUGCCGCUGUUGACCGAGCAGGAGCCAGAGGAAGCCGAAGCGCUUCAGGCAGCCCCGCCCGCUGCGGCCCAAGUCGCUCGCUGGCUGGCUCGGAGUCGGAGCGGUCUGCGAGCGUCCCCGCGGUGCGGAGCCGAGCUGCAGCGAGCCGGGGUGGGGUAG